This is a messenger RNA of Callorhinus ursinus (northern fur seal), 579 nucleotides long. RefSeq names its product CFAP97 domain containing 2 (gene CFAP97D2). The record is from RefSeq and is a predicted model, not a curated record. Lineage: Eukaryota; Metazoa; Chordata; Mammalia; Carnivora; Otariidae.
UGUGGCAGCGAGUGCCUGCCAGGCACCUGGGAGAAAGCCUACCAGGACCACCGGAGAAAGGUCCAGGAUGCCCAGCCCCUCGUGGAUGCCCGCGCCCCACGGAGCCUCAGCCACCUCCACCUGAAACUCAAGAAACUGAAGCUGGAAGAGGAGCGGCUCGCCACCAUCGACAGGGACAACCGCCUGCUGCUGGAGAAAUUGUCCUGCAUCCUGAGGACCAGGGGCCAGACCAACAGCAGGAACAAUUGCACACAGAAGAGGUACCAGGGCCCCUGCUCUCUACAGUCAGCACCAAACCUGGCAGGGCCCAGAGUGUUCCACUCCAGGCCUGCACAGAAGAGCUGCCCCAGAGCCAGAACAUGGGGUUCCCAUCCUCCCUGCAGAGAGCCCUGUGCCUUUUCCUCUGUGGUGUGUGCAUCAGAGUAUUACCUGGGGCUCAGGCUAAUUCCAUACCCACAGCAGAACAAGGGCACCAACAGCAGCUCUGGGGGUCCCUCUGUGCAGUCCCAAGCCUGCUACACCAUCUUCCUGGUUAACCCUCAUACUCAUCCCAUGAGGGAGGGGCCAUGGGGAAACUGA